AUGGGUGCUAAUCUUUCGAAAGCGCUGGCGAAGAUCUUUGGGAACAGGGAGAUGAGGUUGUUGAUGUUGGGUCUUGAUGCAGCAGGAAAGACCACAAUUCUGUACAAGCUCAAGUUGAACCAAUCUGUCACCACAAUACCAACAGUUGGCUUCAAUGUGGAGACUGUAACAUACAAGAAUGUAAAGUUCAAUGUGUGGGACGUCGGUGGCCAGGACAAGAUUCGCCCUCUGUGGAGGCAUUACUAUACCGGCACCCAAGGACUCGUGUUCGUUGUUGAUAGCCAGGACAGGGAGCGGAUAGAUGAGGCGAAGCAGGAGCUGCAUCGAAUAUUGAGCGACCGAGAGAUGAAAGAGUGUUUGCUACUCGUGUUCGCCAACAAACAGGAUCUGCCAGGAGCGAUGUCCCCAGCGGAGGUGACAGAAAAGUUGGGUUUACACCGGAUGCGUGAUAGGUCGUGGUAUGUCCAUCCCAGUUGCGCGACUACUGGGGAGGGUCUGUUCGAGGGCCUUCAGUGGCUAUCACAGAAUGUCAAGAAGCGCCAGCCUUGA
Messenger RNA from Sparassis crispa, 549 nucleotides. Its product is annotated as ADP-ribosylation factor 6. Gene Ontology annotation, biological process: vesicle-mediated transport; intracellular protein transport. Lineage: Eukaryota; Fungi; Basidiomycota; Agaricomycetes; Polyporales; Sparassidaceae. The transcript has 6 exons. Bases 1 to 549 code for a protein of 182 amino acids. The record is from RefSeq and is a predicted model, not a curated record. Gene Ontology annotation, cellular component: cytoplasm. Gene Ontology annotation, molecular function: GTPase activity; GTP binding.